AUGAAUUUUCCUAAUAUAUCAAAAAAGAUUGUUUCACCAGUAAACCCUAAUAAGUCUGGUUCAUCAGAUGAAAAGAUUAGGGAACACAUUACUGGUAAUUUUGAUCCGACAGCCUUAGAAAGGGGUGCUAAAGCAUUAAAAGAAUUAGAUCAAUCUUCUAAUUCAAGCAAAGCUUUUGAAUUAAUAAAAUUACAAGAAUUAACAAAACAAAAAGAAUACGAAAAACAAAUGGAAGAAUUAUCAUUACAGAGAGCUCAAUAUUUAAGUAAUAGAACUAGAAUUGAAAAUGAAGAAAAAAGAAAAACGAUAAAUUAUCAACAAGAGCAAGAGAGAAUAACAGCUGAAUAUAAAACAAGAUUAGAAGCAGAAGCUUAUCAAAAAAAAUUAAUGGAUCAACAAAAACAAAAUGAAGAAUGGCUAAGAAAUCAACAUGAACAAUAUUUAAGGCAAGAAAAUAUAAGAAAAAGAAAUGAACUAGAAUUAUUAAAUUUAAAAAUGAAGCAGAUAAGAGAAGAAAAAUCCUUAGAAAGAGAAAAUAUGAAAGCAAAAAUACAAGAAGAAAAUAAAGGUUUAAUAGAAAGAGAAAGAAAAAAUUUAGAUAUUCAUUUAAAAACAUUAAGAACAAAAGCAGAUGAAGAAAGGAAAACAAAAUUAGAAAGUAUAAAUAAAUAUUUUGAGCAAAUAAAUAAUUCUAUGUUUUUAUUUUUAAAUGAUAAACAAAAGUUAUAUAGGUUUGUACUUACAAUUACACUAACAUCCAUUGGAAUAUAUACAACUAAACAUACUACGCGAGUUAUUAGAACAUAUGUAGAAACAAAAUUAGGUAAACCAAAAUUGAUUAGAGAAACGUCUUUGUGGCAUAUUAACAAAUUUUUUGAUUUAUUCAAUUUAAAAAAAAAUUUCUCACUAUUUAAGAAUUUUAUAACAAAAAAAGAUAAAAACAAAAAUAUUUUUGAUCAAAUAGUAUUAAAUGAAGAAUUACAAGAAAAAUUAACUUGGUCAAUUAACAGUUUGAAAAAUUCAAAAAAAUAUGAUCUUUAUUUAAAAAAUAUUUUAUUACACGGACCUCCAGGAACAGGAAAAACGCUUUUUGCUAAAACUUUAUCUUAUUUUAGUAAUUUUGAUUAUAUAAUUAUAAAUGGUGGAGAUGUUAGUGCAUUAGGUGUUCAUGCAUCUGUUGAAUUGAAUAAAAUUUUUGAAUUUAUUAAAAAAAGAAAAAAUAAAAAAUGUAUAAUUUUUAUUGAUGAAGCGGAAGCAUUUUUAAGAAAAGGAAGAAAUGAAUCAUCUCCCCAUUUUUCAGAAAGUCUUAGAAACGCUUUAGCUUCAUUUUUAUUUCAUACAGGAAAUGAAUCAAAAAAAUUUUCAGUAAUCCUAGCAACAAACUGUAAGGACAUUUUAGAUACAGCUGUUAUUGAUAGAAUUGAUGAACAAUACAACUUUGAUAUUCCAAAGGUUAAAGAAAUUAAAAGGAUGCUUUCUUAUUAUUUUAAUAAAUAUGUUUUUCCUUUAAAUAAGUAUAAUAUUGUUAUUGAUACUUGCAUUAAUGAUCAUUAUUUAAAUGAAUUAUCAAAUAAAUUAUAUGGUUUAUCUGGUAGACAAAUAUCUAAGCUAUGUUUAAAUAUUCAAAAUUGUGUUUUUGGUAGUAAUUCUAAAAUUGUUUCAAAAGAGUUAAUUGAUUUAAUAGUCAACUGGAACUUAAGCAAUUCAUUUGAUAAAAAUCAAAAAGAUGAAAAUCGUUCAAGCAUAAAUUCAAAUGAAAAUAAAUCAAGUUCAGAUUUCUUGAAUAACACAAAUGAAAAUAAUUCUAAAAAUGACCAUCCAUAUAAAGAAAAAAACAAAUAUUUCAUUAAUAACAAGUUGUAA
Plasmodium gallinaceum is the source of this 1863-nucleotide messenger RNA. Its product is annotated as AAA family ATPase, putative. The transcript has a single exon. Gene Ontology annotation, biological process: mitochondrion organization. Gene Ontology annotation, cellular component: mitochondrion. Gene Ontology annotation, molecular function: ATP binding; zinc ion binding; ATP hydrolysis activity. The record is from RefSeq and is a predicted model, not a curated record. Bases 1 to 1863 code for a protein of 620 amino acids. Lineage: Eukaryota; Apicomplexa; Aconoidasida; Haemosporida; Plasmodiidae.